AUGGGCCGUCAUCUAACUAGACUCUGUUUAGUCGGCAGCAAUGCUAUCUCGGCCUUCCUCUCGUGGAGACUUCAGGCGACGACCUCCUGCGACGUGACACUAGUGUGGAAAUCGGGCUAUGAGGCAGUAUCUCAAUAUGGAGUAUCCUUCAAGUCGAAAGCUUUCGGCAAUGAGCGCUUUAAGCCUCGCCAUGUUGUCCGCACACCCGAAGAUGCCGCAUCUCGCGAGAAUGCAUUUGACUACGUCAUUUUGUGCGUCAAGGCACUGCCCGAUGUCUACGACCUGGCUUCCGUCAUCGAGUCCGUCGUCACCCCUCAACAUACGUGUAUUCUCGUGAACACAACGAACACAUUGGGGGUAGAAUCGCACCUGGAGCAGCGGUUUCCUACAAACGUCGUCCUUUCGCUUGUGUCAGGGGUGGAGAUCUCUCAGAUUGGUGCCAGCGAGUUCGAGCAUCUAAACUCAUCGGAGAUCUGGGUUGGUGCUACAAACAAGCAAACCAGCAUCCCGUCCACGAUUCAAAACGAUAUGGCCGCUGCGCUCGCGAUGACCCUGGCUUCUGGCCAAGUCGACUGCAAAGUAUCAGAUAACAUCAGACAGGAGCAAUUCGAUCACAUCAUUGAGGAGCUCCUCGAGCUUGCGCGGGCGAACGGGUGUUCUUUCCCGAAUGACUUUGCUAAGAAGACGAUUGAAACGAUGACCGCCAAUGGUGCACCAAGUACAAUGUAUCAGGACUUCCAAGCCCGUCGUCCAAUGGAAAUAGAAACAUAUCUCGGAUCUCCAGUAAAAUUGGCGACUGAAUCAGGUGUCCGUAUCCCUCGGAUCGAGACUCUCUACGCAGUGCUUCAUCAUGUCAAUGCCACGAAUCUGAGUAAGCCCCGGACUAACGAAUCCCCUCCACCUGUCCUGGCUCAACCGCCACCUCGGAUGUCUUCGGCACCACCGAGAGGGCCGAUGAAUGGUCCUAUGCGUGGAGGCAGGGCUCCUUCUGGGAUGAUGCCUAGACGUGGGCCGCCUCACCCGGGAAUGUCGAGACCCCCGAGCGCACAGCCGCAGGCAGCCAGGAUGCCCCCUCGUGAUCCUUCUUUGGAGGGUCUCGAGGAGUUCAGCCACCUCGUCAUGUACGAUGAUGCUGCUCCAGCCGCCGCAGCUGCUGCAGAGAAUGGCGUACCACCUCAGAACGGCACGAACGGCCAUCCAGAUAUGCCGCCCGGGCCUCCAUCAUCCGCAGCUGACUUGGCUUUAAGGGAACGAGAAUUGGCGAUCCGACAGCGUGAAUUGCAGAUCAGAGAACAGGAGAUGGGUAUGCGUCGAGGCCCUCGGCGACCACCUCCACCCCCGAGGUCAACAUUUGAUGAAGAGGACGAGGAUGACUAUUUCGAUCCAAUGGACACUCUGCCGAUUCCAUCGAUCGACCCAGACCAAGUGGACAUGUUGAGCAUCACAUCGAGACGGACGAAGAAGUCGGGCCCCAGUGCCAGUCAGCUCCGUAAGAAUCCGGAAAUCAUGUUAAAUAAUGGCGGCGGCGGCGGCGGUAGCAGGCCUGGGUCGUCCUUUAGCCGAUACUUCGGGGGAAGGAAACGUACCAGCGAUCGGAUCAUGCAGGAAAUCCCUGGCCUCCACGAUUCUCUCAUGGACAAUCCUAUGAUGGCGUACGCAUCGAAUCGAUAUGGAGCGGUUGACAGAAACCACAUUCAGGCAGGGUCGCGUGCUAAUUCGCUGACGGCCAGCCGAAUGGGUGACUAUCCACCACAUCCUUACCCAACCAGUAGGAGGAACAGCCAGUCUCCGGCGACUCCCCCCUACGGUCCGCCUGGCCCUCGAAUGGGCCGACCAGGCACGUCCCAAGAUCCAAGCCUCGGCCCGCCGAACGGCCCUCGUGGCGGCCAACCUUCGCCGCCCGGACAAAUGCGGGCGCCAGUUCCCAGACAUCCGCCUGGACAAGGUAAUGCGGUAGGUCCGCAGCAAAUUGAGCAACAAUAUGGGGUGAGCAACUCGUCUUUAGCCAAGGGCACUCCCAAGCAUAGAAGUCUGACCGGAAGUGCGAGCGCCAGCGCGGAGAGUGGUGAUAGUGGGGCCAGUGCGAAUCUUGAUUCGGAAACCUCAGCCCAUAGCAGCCAAAUCAGCUUGAAUGCUCAGCAAGCUGCGACGCCCGUUCGUUGA
This is a messenger RNA of Aspergillus bombycis, 2163 nucleotides long. RefSeq lists its product as uncharacterized. The record is from RefSeq and is a predicted model, not a curated record. Gene Ontology annotation, cellular component: cytoplasm. NCBI's taxonomy places the organism in Eukaryota, Fungi, Ascomycota, Eurotiomycetes, Eurotiales, Aspergillaceae. The transcript has 4 exons. The coding region runs from base 1 to 2163 and encodes 720 amino acids.